Molecule: messenger RNA, 657 nt
Organism: Entamoeba histolytica HM-1:IMSS
Lineage: Eukaryota; Evosea; Mastigamoebida; Endamoebidae
Exons: 1
Coding region: 1-657 (218 amino acids)
Source: RefSeq, a predicted model, not a curated record
AUGGAAAAUAUCGAGAAACCAUUAAGUAAAUUUGCUAUUUAUUUUAGCUUGUAUUUUACAACAGUCUCGGCGCAUAUAGUAAAUAAUGAAACAGCUCAAUAUUUUGAUAUGAUACUAACAUACAUUUUCAGAACAACUCCAGUACUUUCAUUUAUCCUUUCUGUUACGUCACUACUCAUUGCUAAUUUUAUAUAUUAUGGAAUGUUUUAUUUCAUUGGGUCAAUUAUUUCUUGUUUUAGCAAACAACUAGUUGAAGUACGUGCGUUCUGUUAUAAAUUUGGAUGGUAUCUGGCUGCUCUUCAAUUAUUUGAUACAUUUAUUCCAUUAGUUCCAAUUAACCUUUUCAAUGUUAUGUAUGCAAUAAUUGGAGUUCCAGUACAUUGUCAUUUGUUUGCUUUGUUCCAAUCAUCAUUACCUGAUAUUUACAUUAGACUAUUGUUUGGAAUAGACCUAGUCCAAAUUGAGUCAAUGAAAUUUACCGCAGAUCUUCCCUAUUUGUUUGUAGUAUUAUUUGCUAUUGGAAUGACAUUGGCUGUAUGUAUAUUUUACAGUAUGUAUUUAUUUGUUCAUGAAGAACCAACCCGUCCAGAUCCAACAGAGCCUAAAGAGCCAAACACCAUACCAGACAAAAGUAUUGAAGCAAAGAAAAAUGACUAA